GAGCGGGCCAUGAAGCUCCCGGGGCUGGCUUUAUUGAGCCUGGCUUGGCUGCUCCGCGCAGCCACCCCUCUGCAAAUCUGCGCCUUCAACAUCCAGAGCUUUGGGGACAGCAAACUCUCGGACAAAGGCAUCUCAAAAAUUAUCGUGAAGAUCCUGUCCCGGUAUGACAUCGCCCUGGUGCAAGAGGUGCGGGACUCAGACUUCAGCGCUGUCAGUGAACUGAUGGAGCGCCUGAACAGCGCCUCCGAGCACUCCUACGCCUACGAGAGCAGCGAGCCGCUCGGUCGGGAGAACUACAAGGAGAUGUACCUCUUCAUCUACAGGACGGACAGUGUGACUCCUCUGGAGAAGUACCAAUACUCCAACAAGGACAGCGCCUUCAGCCGAGCCCCUUUCAUUGUGAAGUUCUCCACUCCAGGCUCAAAGGAAGACGAGCUUAUUCUGGUCCCCCUCCACACUCCUCCGAGCGACGCCGUGGCCGAGAUAGAUGCUCUCUACGAUGUCUACCUGAAGGUCAUUGACAAGUGGGGCACGGAUAACAUGAUGUUCCUCGGAGACUUCAACGCAGACUGCAGCUACGUUGGGAAGAACGACUGGGCCUCUAUCCGCCUGCGCAGCAGCGAGGUCUUCAAGUGGCUCAUCUCCGACGACACGGACACCACCGUGGGCGACUCCGACUGCGCCUACGACAGGAUCGUCGUGAGUGGCGCAAAGCUGAGGAACUGGAUCAAGCCCAAUUCUGCCAAAGUGUACAACUUCCAGAGUACCUUCAAACUGAGCCAAGAGCAGGCUCUGGCUGUCAGCGACCACUUCCCAGUGGAAGUGACGCUGAAGUCCCAGUGAUGUCCCUUCCUCCCUCGGAGCGCCGCUUUGCUGCCUGCAUGCGUGCGCAGGGUGGGUGCGCAGGUCUGGCUCUCCCCCCCUCCCCCGGGCCAGCAUGGAUGACUGGCUGGAGCCCCCACUGCUACCUCACCCGACUGCUGUACCGCCCUUUUCUUGGGCACGCCUGCCCAGCCAGCCUCCGCUCUUACGAGCCCAGAGGGGCCUGCCUUGGGAAGCAGCGAUGCCCCGAGAUCCUUCACAGAAGAGGGGGAAAACUUCUCUGCUCUCCAGUCAAACCGAGGACCCCCUGCAUCCAACAUACUUGCCGUGCCCCAGAGCUGCAGCCACUGCGUGCCUGCCUGAGACAGGUUCUCUCCUUAUCCUGGCUCUCCCUUCACCCGCUCUGCCCAGAACUCUCUGGAUUGGCCUUGGGGCAGCCGCCCUCGCUCAGUCUGCCGCAGCCUACCUCAAAGAGCGGGUGCAAGGAGGCCAUGCUGUGCGUUCUGCUGUGUACACAGCCCUCAGAGCGAGGGCACCGCAAUAAACCAAUAAGUAGCUCAGGA
Messenger RNA from Pogona vitticeps (central bearded dragon), 1385 nucleotides. The record is from RefSeq and is a predicted model, not a curated record. NCBI's taxonomy places the organism in Eukaryota, Metazoa, Chordata, Lepidosauria, Squamata, Agamidae.